AGGAAACAUCUCUUGUACCCGCCGAGAAUUUUUUUUUCUUUCCCCAUUUCGUCACCCGGGUCCCCCCUUCUUAAAAGCUCUUGUCCGUCCUCUCGUGUCUGCUACGUCAGACGGGCUUUUUCCAAGACGCGCCGAGAGCAAUCGGGCGGGCCCUCCCCACUCGCCUUCGCCACCUUGAUGCCGGCGCUGGUGCUGCUGUCCAUGCGAGACUUGUACGCUUGAGGAAGCUGAGGCAGCACGGAGACCAUGAUAAGGCCUUCGGGGGGAGUGAAAAGCACCAGAAAAAGAUGUCCACGGAUGACCUGUUGGCGGCUUCGUCAGCAGCGGAUGCGGGUGCCUCGAUCAAAGAUGGAAGCAGCAGUCCCGUUCUGGUGUCCGGUAACGACGCCCUCCAGCUCGCUGCGAUGGGCUACUCACAGUCCAUGUCGCGCAACCGCUUCAGCGUCUGGUCCGUCCUCGGCGUGGGCUUCUCGUUGACCAACUCGUGGUUCGGUGUCUCGGCGGCCCUCGUGGCGGGUAUCAACUCUGGCGGGCCCGUCCUGCUCGUGUAUGGAAUCAUCAUCGUUGCUCUGGUCUCGACGUGUGUAGGCAUCUCGCUGGCAGAGCUGGCGAGCGCGUUGCCCAACGCCGGCGGCCAGUAUUUCUGGGCCUCGGAGCUGGCGAGCGAAGAGUGGGCGCAGGUUGCCUCGUACACGACCGGUUGGUUUGCAUGGGCGGGAAGCAUAUUCACCAGUGCCUCCGUGGCGCUUGCCAUGGGCUCUGCGCUGACGGGUUGUUAUCAGCUGAGCCAUCCGGAUCUCGAGAUCAAACCUUGGAUGGUCUUUGUCACGUACCAGCUCGUCAAUCUGUUCUGCUUUCUCUUCAACUGCUGGGGGAAGACGCUCCCUAAGAUUGCGCAGACGACGCUGUACGUGUCGCUCGUGUCCUUCCUGAUCAUCCUGAUCACGGUCCCUGCCACGGCCGAGACGCACCAGAACGCCAAGUUCGUCUUUGCUACGUUCAUCAACAACACGGGCUGGAACUCUUCCGCCAUAGCUUACAUCGUCGGCCUUGUCAAUGCUAACUGGGCCUUUGCGUGCCUCGACUGCGCCACGCACUUAGCGGAGGAGGUGCAUAAGCCGGAGCGGGUCAUCCCUAUCGCCAUUUUGGGCACCGUCGCUAUCGGAUUCACGACGUCCUGGUUCUACUCGGUGUCCAUGUUUUUCAGCAUUGUGGGCGACUUCCAGGAAAUCGUCAACACGGCCACUCUGGUGCCCAUCCUGGAGCUGUAUCACCGUGCGCUCAACAGCGUCGCCGGCGCUAUCCUGCUCGAAAGCUUGAUCAUAUGCACUGGGCUCGGUUGUUUGAUUGCAUCGCACACCUGGCAGUCGAGACUGUGCUGGUCGUUUGCUCGUGAUCGCGGUAUUCCGGGCUCCAAAUGGCUUUCUCAGGUCCACACAGGGUUGGACGUCCCGCUCAAUGCUCACGUGAUCAGCUGCUUUUUGGUUGCUGUUGUGGGCUGCCUGUAUCUGGCUUCGUACACUGCUUUUAACAGUAUGGCAACGGCAUGCAUUGUGCUUCUUUACGUCUCUUACUCGGUACCCGUGCUUUGCCUCUUGAUCCGUGGACGCGAAAACAUCAAACAUGGUCCUUUCUGGCUGGGUAAGCUCGGUCUUGUGGCUAAUAUUUUACUGCUUACUUGGACGGUGUUCACGCUGGUCAUGUAUUCGCUGCCCUACACGAUGCCCGUCCAGACCAGCAACAUGAACUACGUGUCACUUGUCUAUGCGGUCGUCUGCAUUAUCGUCGCUGGCGAUUGGUUCUUGCGAGGCAAGAAGGCGUACAGGGGUCAGGACAUGCGCCAUCGUGAUGCGGAAGUCGAGGUGAGAAGAGCGAGUUCCGUAGUCGCACCACCCGAGAUACGUGGAUGAACUGAGCAUUUUGCUUAAUCCUGUUGUGUCCUGUAGAUACCCCUGUUGAAUACGAAUGCUAUAGCUGUUUAAUGCCG
This is a messenger RNA of Verruconis gallopava, 1987 nucleotides long. RefSeq lists its product as hypothetical. Gene Ontology annotation, cellular component: membrane. Gene Ontology annotation, molecular function: transmembrane transporter activity. Lineage: Eukaryota; Fungi; Ascomycota; Dothideomycetes; Venturiales; Sympoventuriaceae. The record is from RefSeq and is a predicted model, not a curated record. The transcript has 4 exons. Bases 288 to 1910 code for a protein of 540 amino acids. Gene Ontology annotation, biological process: transmembrane transport; amino acid transport.